UUGAUGUGAUGCAGUGCUGCGAGAAGUCAUGCUGGUUAGAACCUGUGGUCCUGGGAACAUGAACGCAGGACAACUCCAUGCUUCUGUGUCAAAUGGACUUGAAGACUUGAAUGAAGCAAGAGUUGAACUCUUAAGCAUGAUGUGAAGCGAAGUAUGUGCUGAAGAUAAGAUAAGAUAGCUAACUAAAGCGGCCAGGUUUGUUCUGAACUGAAAGGUAAAUCCACCAUCUGUCAGAAGACUUUUCUAUCCCUGAGAGUUGGAGAGUGAUGGCGACGUCCACAGAUGUUCUACUAGUCACAGCAAAUGUUGGCACGUUAUUUGAAAAGCUGAGUAAGAUCCAAGAUGGCUGGCUGCAAGAGUUGUACACUACUGUGGACAAGUACCAGCCCCGCUUCGUCGCCAUGCACUUUCAGGAGGUCGGGGGAAAGAACUACAAAGCCAACAUGGCCUCCGCUGAAACCUUUUUUAAGACCAUCGAGUCCAGGCUGUCAGACUUUGACAGAGUGUGUGUCUACAUAGACAGCGACUUCAAGACGGAGGACAACUUCACGGCCCUCGGGAACAUUUACUUCAUCCAUAAAUCUCUGGAGAACGUCCAGCAGUACGAUUUCAGUGGGAAGGAGUUCAGGUCGGUGUCGGGUCGCAACACGUACACGGGUUCGUUCUGCAGAGUCACGACAGUGAAGAAGGAGAAAUUCCAGAGGGCCUUCUGGCCAGAUCAAAAUUGGUCCAGAAAAGGAUACAUGAAGACACGGUGGAUGAUUCACAACCAAGCCCUGGACCUGGUUAACGUGCACCUUUUUCAUGAUGCUUCAAACCUCAAAGCCUGCGAAUCCGAGUUCUCAGUGUUCUCCAAGAAUCGCCAUAAUGCCCUCAAAUACGUCAUCGGCAGGAUAUUCGAAGGUGACCUUGUUCCAGUCCCCUACUUCCUGUUUGGAGAUUUUAACUUCCGCCUCGAUACAAAGAGUCUAAUCCAGGACCUCUCGACAUCGACAGAGAAGAAGAUCGUGAUGAAAAAGGGCACUAAAGAAGUUGAGAAAAUCAUCUAUAAGGAGAAAGACAAUGGCAGCGAGGAUGCGCUACUUCAAAUAGAAUAUAAGACAUUUAAGUACCCGCACAACAAACUCUUCAAAGAUGGCACUGGACAAGAGCUCCGGAAGUACGACAAAGAGACAGAGGCCUUCAAGGAAAUCACAGAAGAGGAGAUUUUCUUUCCUCCCAGUUACCCCUACAGCGAAGACCCCGAAAAACCCACGGAGUACAUGACCACGAGGUGUCCAUCCUGGUGUGACCGCAUCCUCAUGUCCCACUCGGCAGAAGAAAAGAUCUGCAGGAAAAGUGAUGCAGGCAAAAACACUGUCUACAACAUCAUAGGCCCGAAUGUCUGCAUGGGAGACCACAAGCCUGUCUUCUUGUUCUUUGCACUGCAAUCCAAUGUCCAGUGACACAAACACACACACACACACACACACACACAAUAUGGACCUAUUACAGGGUUUGCUGGUGUUUAGAAACGGCUGUUCUUCUGCUAGAACUACUCACAACCUGCAUAGACCUCAAACCGUGCACAAGCAAGAGGCAUAUUCCUGAAAGAGAAACAAAGCAAACCUAGUACAACUUUAAUAGUUUUAUCGUUCUCAGGAGAUUAGUUUUUAAGCUUGGUUUUAGAUGUUCAUCACCAGUCACCAGGAAUACAGGAGUGCAUGCUCAUCCAUUUUUUAAAAUUUCCUUUAAAUUACUAGCAUGCACGAUGAUACAAGCUAUACAUACACUGCUGAAUUGCACAGGCUGCUCGGUCGACGUUCUGAUUUCAUAUAUCCGUUUUUAAAGCCUUUAAACCUUUAUGUAGUAUGCGGUCGGUGUUGCCGAGGCUUUUCGCUGCGGCCCUCGAGCGUCUGCGUAUCUCAGCGGUGCUGUAAGUCAGAGCUCCUCAGAUCAAUACAAUAUGUACGCGGUGACCGCCGGGGACGAAUUCGAAAGCCAUCAGCACCAUGUGAAAUAUGGAAAUCCGUCCCAAAGCAGCUGCGAGCCCGCUGACUUUUAAUUGGAGCUUCGGUUUCAUUUACAACCACUUAUAUACAACACCAACCUAUAAACCUUCUGUAAUAUCUUUUUUUUGGGGGGGCUUUGGUGUGAUUUUUUUUUUUUAUUUUAUUUUAUUUUAAUUUUAUUUAUUUAUUUUUUAAGCACUAUUUUUGGGAGUGGGGGAUGUAUUCCUUGAGAAAAACAAAAAAGAAACUUUUAUUACUGUGAGGAGACCCCGGUCGUUGUGUAUCAUUUUCCACUAACAAGCCAAGUUCAUUACCAAACCUGGUAUUGUCAUCGUCAUGCUGCUAUAAUGGCUCCCAGCAUGCGUAUACUGAUUUUUUAUUUUAAUUUUAAAAUAAUACUUUACUUUGUGUUAUUAUUAGAUUGGUGGAAAGGCAAGCUAUGUAUGUAUGUAUGUAUUCAGUGGUGCCCUAUAAGCCCUUAAAGAAACACAACCAUGCAACAUAUCUUUAGCUGUAUUAGAUAGAUCUGUGAAUAAUUUAGCAUUUAUUUCUUUAUAUGUGACUGUGUUUGAAUUGUUUAGCUUCUUUUAUUCUGGGUUUUAAUUAAGACAUCAUUUUAAGUUUCUUUAGUGGCCUAAUCACACAAGUAGUCCCACCAUGGAUCAUUAAGCUCACAGUGUGAUGGUGGUCGUGUGUCAUAGGGUGAAUGUUUUAAGAUUUCAAAACCAAUUUGGUUCACUAAUUAUCGAUAUUCAUUAACCGCCAUUUAAGCAUGCACAAAAAAAAAAAAAAGAGAUACAGAUAUGACGAGCAGGCCAUUAGGUCAAUCCGUCUAGCAUUCCAUCUACCCGUGUAAUCUAAAUAGACCCCCCUCCCCUCUCCCCUCCUCCAGAAUCAGCUCGAUAAUUUACGCGCGAGGGUUAAAUUGCACGGCCCAUUUGUCAAUAAUGGACUUGUUGGAGUUGAUCCAUGAUGGUGCUAGACAUAAUGCAUUGCUCUCGAGAGCUUUGCUCCAAGCUGAAGUUCAAUACGAGGCUGUGAUGUUGCUCAAUGAGAAGCACUGAUGUUCUUUUGGCAUUUGUGAUUUUAUAAUAAGAUCGAAACACUACUUUUUUUUUUGUUGUUGUUAAACAUAAUUUAUAUCUUUUGUACGUUGUAUGGGGCACUGAUGUUAGCUGGGAGUCUCUUUGGGCUAAUGUAGCCGUUAAUGUUUGCACUUAUUUGGGGAUGUGUUUUAUUUUACACAGUUGAUUUAGGACCACUAAGAUUAUUAUUAAGUUUUAAGAAGCGUUUUUAGAAUGUUCAAAAUGUGCUGUUAUUUGGAUUAGGGAUUUGAUCAGGUGUGAUUAUCUAUUCAUAGCUAUAUAUAUAUUUCUCUCUCUUAAACAACCUUUAAUUUCCACAUAAAAUAAAUUAACAAAUUUAAUAUUAACAAAUGUAUUACUGCGACAAGCUGCAAUGUGCCUAAACAUGAAAUUUAAAAAAUUGGUUGUUUAUGUAACAACCUCAGCAGCAACCUCAUUUCCCCUCUCAGCAUUCAGCAUCAGCCUGAUCAUCUUUAAAUGAUAACGAGAGCCAAAAAAGUCCUUUAGGAAUCCUGGAGAACUAUUCUUCAAGAUUACAUCUGGCUCUUUGGAAGUAAAAUAUGAAUAAAUGUGUCUUGUGAUUUUUGCACAGUACUGUAUAUACACUGAUACAAGAAAUGUCCUGUUAUGCCUUACUGCUAUGUGGAACAUUCCUUAUUAAUAUAAGAUUUAAAAAAAAAAACUCUUAAAGAUGAUAAUAUACCAGGUCAAAAUGAAAAAAACUUUCAUACCUGCACUGCCAAUAACUUAUACCGAGUUGUGGUUAUUAUAUCGUUGGCAUUUUAUAGUGUUCCAUUUCUAAUAGGAAUUCCAUAACCUCCACUAUUCACGUUGUAAGACAGUUUAACGGUUAACGCUGAGUAAUACAUCUAAAGCUACAGUACAACCACACUCGCUUGGCUUUUCUCCAGAAUAAACGAGCCCUUAAAAAUCCUCCAGGUGAAUAGGGGCCAAGUAAUUUUUAUUUCCCCCUCUCAUUUUAUUUUGUUUUAUUUGUUCAGACUGAUGAGGGCAGCGUGUCCUGCUCAACGGCAUGUAAAAGAGGAAAGCCAGUUAAAUCGUCACUCGUCGUAGUCAUUAACACACUCGAGGAGAUUAAUGGUGCUGUGAUUCCAGCAGUUUUCUGCUGAUUGCAGAGGGGAAAGUUGUCAAUAGAGGGAUGGCGCAUGGAAAAGUCUCACCUUAACAAUUAUAUUCAUUCCCUAUAAUAAUCAACCGAACUUGCCUAAUGCGUUAUCACUUGCCCGAAGCGUAGGCUCUGUUCAUGACUCAAGCAGAUUGUGCCAAAUGUGUCAGAGAAAUGUAUAAAUAUCUAUAUAUUUUUUUUCUUUUCUGACUUUGAGUUUGAUGUUUAUCAUAUGUAUCUGAAACAUCAGGAAAACUGUGUAGUACCUCUUAAGCAGCUGAAUGUCAAGUUGCUGUUGACAUUAAACCUAAAAUUUAAGUUUCAUUUUCAAAUUUGUAUGUAAACCUAAACUGUUUUAAUUCCCUAUAAAGUACAUUAUCUACA
Clarias gariepinus (North African catfish) is the source of this 4586-nucleotide messenger RNA. RefSeq names its product inositol polyphosphate-5-phosphatase L (gene inpp5l). Gene Ontology annotation, biological process: phosphatidylinositol dephosphorylation. Gene Ontology annotation, molecular function: inositol-polyphosphate 5-phosphatase activity. The record is from RefSeq and is a predicted model, not a curated record. NCBI's taxonomy places the organism in Eukaryota, Metazoa, Chordata, Actinopteri, Siluriformes, Clariidae. The transcript has 16 exons. The coding region runs from base 267 to 1445 and encodes 392 amino acids.